AUGGUGAGGCUGAGGGAGGAGGAGGAGGGAGGAUACUUCUGGUUGGAGAAGCAAAAGAUCCUGAACCUUCCUGAAAAACAACCUCACACAUCUCACGCGCCUCUCUGCCUCGAGGACGACAUCGUCGCAAAUUGACGGAAUAUUCCAAGCGCGUUUAUCCAUUUGGAUCAUAGGGGUCAACUUUCAUGUUAAAGAAACUUGUUCGAUUUCUUUUUUUUUUUUUGAAGGGGGGGGGACUCAGAUGGAUUUCGUGACUAAGGUGAGGACCUUGGGUUAUUGCUUUUAAGCGGCUCCAAUCACUUGACAACAGUCACAUAGAAAUAGCAGCUCUCCAAAUUUGCACAAUUUAUAGAUUCGAUGUAGAAUACAAAACUCCCAAUAUUCCAUCAUUUGAAACUCUCGUUUAAGGUCGCGAAGUAUGUAUCCUUGACUGAACUGUUGAAUUAUUGAACUACAACAUUUGCUUAUUUAUAGACAUUAGGCUAUAAAUAAUUUAUAUUAGUACACACAUAUUUUGUGAACAAAAGCCCGCCAAUCCCAGAUUUAUAGAGAUAUUUUGAGAUUGCGAACAUUAUUUAGGGGAGGUAUUUAUCGCAGGUGGUUUUUAUUCAAGGCCACUCUGUCUGCCGCUCGCAUUGGACUUGUUGAAGCAGAGAACCAACUGUCGACGGGACGAAGAGUUGGAUAAAUGAGUCGUAUCACAAGGACUGACAUGAGAACGAACUCUGAACCGUCACCGUGUAGUUGCUUCAGGGGUAUAUAAUAAAGGAUAAACAUAAACCAACGGAAUAACCAACCGUCUAUUCAUCUAAAUCUAUGAUCAGCUCGGUGUGUGUUUCGUCUUACCGAGGACGAAAGUCAGGUAACAAACCUCCGUCCAAGACAUGUCUGAAGGAAGAGAUGACCAGGGGGGAGGACUCGGAGAAAAUUGUUAUCAAUGUUGGUGGCACAAGACACGAAACUUACAAGAGCACACUUAGGACCCUACCGGGGACACGCCUGGCCUGGUUAGCCGACCCGCCAGAGACAAACACAAACAAGGAAUCCCUCCCCGUAGGGCACAUAUCGCCAACUACAAACGAGUUAUUUUUCGACAGGCACCCUGGCAUAUUCGCUUAUGUGUUGAACUAUUAUAGGACUGGCAAGCUUCAUUGCCCCGCCGAUGUCUGCGGGCCUCUUUUUGAAGAGGAGUUGGCGUUUUGGGGGAUAGAUGAGACCGACGUGGAGCCGUGUUGCUGGAUGACAUACCGGCAGCAUCGGGACGCAGAGGAGGCACUGGACAUAUUCGAACCACCGGACCCAGAUGACACGGACGAUGAACUACCCAGACGGUUCGGCAUUGAGGACUGCCCGGAAAGAUCGAGGGGAUGCUGCGAAGUUUGUCAACCAAAGAUAUGGGCACUCUUUGAGGACCCCUACUCAUCCAGGGCUGCUAGAGGCAUAGCGUUUGCCUCCCUCUUCUUCAUUCUGGUUUCCAUCACUACGUUCUGUUUGGAGACCCACGAGUACUUCAAUGACCUGCAGAACCGCACAGAACACGUGGUGGUGGGGAACCACACGGAGGAGGUUGUCUCGGUGGAGGUGGUGACCAAGCCCAUUCUGACCGUGGUGGAGGGCGUUUGUGUGGUCUGGUUCACCUUGGAGUUCUUCGUCCGCAUCGUUUGCUGUCCCGACAAGCUGCUCUUCAUCAAGAACAUGUUAAACGUCAUUGACUUCGUGGCCAUCCUGCCCUUCUACCUGGAGAUGGGCCUCAGCGGCCUGUCCUCCUCUAAAGCAGCCUCCGACAUCCUGGGGUUUCUACGGGUAGUCCGUUUCGUCCGGAUCCUCCGGAUCUUCAAGCUGACUAGGCAUUUCGUCGGUCUGAGGGUUCUCGGCCACACGUUGAGAGCCAGCGUCAACGAGUUCUGCCUGCUUAUUGUCUUCCUGGCGUUGGGUGUCCUCAUCUUCGCCACGAUGAUCUACUACGCAGAGAGGAUAGGGGCCCAACCGGACGACCCCCGCGGCUCUAAACACACCCACUUCAAAAACAUCCCUAUCUCCUUCUGGUGGGCCGUGGUCACCAUGACCACCCUGGGCUACGGGGACAUGUACCCCCAGACGUGGCUGGGCAUGAUGGUGGGCGCGCUGUGCGCCCUGGCGGGGGUGCUGACCAUCGCCAUGCCCGUGCCUGUUAUAGUCAACAACUUUGGGAUGUACUACUCCCUGGCCAUGGCUAAACAGAAGCUGCCUAAGAAGAAGAAAGCACACAAUCCGAACCCGGACGCUCCCACGGACACGGCCUCGUUCGGGAAGUCUGUCACUAACUCUCCCAGGGACAGUACUCAGAGUGAUACAUGUCCUCUGGCUGCAGAGGAGAAUAUCAACAGGAACCGCUCAGACUCCAAGCAGAACGGAGACGCCAACUUGGCUCUGUCGUCGGAUGAGGGGUGCAGCCUGACCCAGCCGCUGUCACCCAGCGAGAAGUGGAACCUACGGCACGGCCACGGCCGCAAACACGCCCGGUCGGUCAGGGGGAACAAGGCCACCAAGAAAGAGGCUACCUGCUUCCUGCUUACCUCUGGGGACUUCUCGUGCACUGGAGGAGAGCACACCAUACGCACUGAGAGCUGUAAAGACAUCCUGGCAGCUACUGGGAACUACGCCCAACCAGAAAUCACCACUCUGACCUGAAGAAGUUGAUUGGUCGAUGAAGGAGAAUUGCGUGUGAACCAGGAUGCAGCACUGAAGGACAUGGGGUGGAGCUUCAGGUCUAAGGUCCCUCCUUCCUCUAACUGAGAUGAAGGUCCGGGUCCUUCCGGAAGGUUCUGGAAGAAGAUCUCUUGUCUUUCUGUCAAGUACACAGUACCCAAACUCUGUUGUAGAAUACGUCUAUCUGAUGCUUUAGGAGGUAUAGUUAUGUAUGUACACACAUUUGUCUGUUUCCAAGCAUUUAGCAUGUAUUGUAUUGCAUGAUCUAGCACUAUAUAAUGUACCAUGAAAGAAAAUAUCAUCAGUGAACUUAAUGAUAAGGGACACAUCUAAAGUUGAGGAGUGUUUUGAAUAUCUGAAGUAACUCCUAUUUCCAAAUGGUGUUUUCAAGAAAUUGCUACUAUUUGUGAAGGAUUCGAGGUAUUUUAUGUUUCUGUAAAAAAUGCUGCAGUCUUUCAUCAAUUAAGUAUAAUUGGUAAAUAUUGACUAACAAAAAUUCAACAGAAAUGUGGAGUUGCACUGUUGCAUGGGGCGACAGGUAGGAGCGUUGGGCCAGUAACCAAAAUCUUGCUAGAGUGAAUCCCCGAGCCGUCAAGGCAAAAAUCUGUCGUUCUGCCCCUGAACAAGGCAGUUAACCCACUGUUCCUAGGCUGUCAUUGAAAAUAAGAAUUUGUUCUUAACUGACUUGCCUAGUUAAAAAAAGGUAAAAUAAAAUAAAAUAAAAAAUAAAAAAAGUGACUGUUAACAGACUACAGUGGGAUUGGAACUAGGAGUCGUUGUUCCCAGCCGACUGACUCCCAACAAGUCCAGCUUUGUUUUGAUUAAGUGAAAGUUAAAACAGGUUGGUCUCUGCCUGGUGUCAUGCCAGUCAACAGACAGGCCGUAGUCAAGCAGUGGCAUGUGACUAUGAAAGCUCACGCUAUUUUCCUUUCACAAACAAAGUAUCUUGCAAAUCCUUAUAGAAAGAAUAAAAAUGAUGUAUGAAAUAAUAACAAAUAAUGUAUUUCUAUUACAAGUACAGUGCGUAAACAGUUUCAGGAAGAGGAGUGUCAACAUGCAGACAGUAGUAGCAUGUGACUAUUAAAGCUCACGCUACUGUUCACAAACACAGUGUCUUUAUGUCGUUGUACCAAAAAAAAAGAAGAGAAAUACAGAAUGUAAAAAAUGCCUUGAGAGACCAGAUGCAGUCAGACAGUAGUCAAGAUUUAGCAUGUGACUGAAGAAGCACACACUACUUGUCUUUUCACAAACAAAAGUGUCUUGCAAAUAAUAUAUAAAUGCUAUUGUACUUCUUUGACAAUAUAUUUGCUUGGUUGAAAAAGGGGACCAAAAAUGUGGGCGGCCAUAUUAGAUUAAAAGAGAUUAUCUCAACAUCAUCAUUGCUAAAUGCAUCAUCAACAUUGUUAGUAAAUGCAUUGUUAAGAUCCAUAUCGGCACAUGCUGUGUGACAUCAUCCGCCCGUUCCAGUCGUGCUUAAUGUCAAAGGGAUGGAGCUUAAUGUUGUUAUGGAGUAAUGUGAUGAGAUUUAGAUUUUGUUCCUAAAACGGCAAUCUUGGUUCUUUAAGAUCUUGGUUAUUUUUAAGAUCUUCGUUGUUUGAUAAUCAUUGUACAUGUAUCUAACAUGCUGACCACACCGGCGGCGUAACGUGCGCGAGCGUUGCAAAAUAAAUGUACACAUACAUGUUAUUCAGUCAUCUUGUCCAAACUGCUCGCUCGCACAACGAGCAUCUGCUAGCCAGGCACUAAAAUAAUACUUUGGUUCUAUUUUAGACGCUUGACACGCUGCAAGUCCCGCCUCUUCCAUCUCCUCAUUGGUUUUUAGGAGCAUAUUGGGUGAACUGAGGUCCACACUCCAGUCCAGUUGGUUGUAGUAAUUCACCUUAAAGUUGGUAGCAAACCACCAUAUAAAAUCCACAGAAGAAGAAUACUGAACUAGGAGAGAUUACUAGAAACUAACUAGGUUUACCCUUUUAUCUGUGGAUUCAUUGUCAGAGUAGAGAACACACUAUUUUGUGUGACUCAAAAUGGGUCGAUAUUCUACAAAGAUCCAGCAACAACAAAAAAGGACCUUGUGCAUUUCAAGUAAAAUAACAAACCACAUGUUUAUAUCCCAGGACAAAAUGAGAUAGCAACAGCAAGCUAGCUAGCUAAAUGUUCAUGAAUGUUUCAUAUAUGUUUUGACCUGUCUCCAAAUGAAUAUAUUUGGUUCAGAGUUCUUUUUGAUAUUUCAACCUGUGUGUCCUGAUCGCGUCCGGUGUGGAUAGACAAAAUCGAAGGCACACGCGUGCCCGGUUUAAUCAGCGUGCCCGGUUUAAUCAGCGUGCCCGGUUUAAUCAGCGUGCCCGGUUUAGUCAGCGUGUCCGGUUUAAUCAGCGUGCCCGGUUUAGUCAGCGUGUCCGGUUUAAUCAGCGUGCCCGGUUUAGUCGGCGUGUAAGGUGGAAAAAGGUUGCUUCUCACAUGGCACCCUGUUGUGUUUUGAGAGUGGGAUUUGGGACGCAGACAAGGAGAGUGUGUUUUGAGAGUGGGAUUUGGGACGCAGACAAGGAGAGUGUGUUUUGAGAGUGGGAUUUGGGACGCAGACAAGGAGAGUGUGUUUUGAGAGUGGGAUUUGGGACGCAAGCCAAGGAGAGUGUGUUUUGAGAGUGGGAUUUGGGACGCAGACAAGGAGAGUGUGUUUUGAGAGUGGGAUUUGGGACGUGGGCAAGGAGAGUGUGUUUUGAGAGUGGGAUUUGGGACGCAAGCCAAGGAGAGUGUGUUUUGAGAGUGGGAUUUGGGACGCAAGCCAAGGAGAGUGUGUUUUGAGAGUGGGAUUUGGGGGCAAGCCAAAGAGAGUGUGUUUUGAGAGUGGGAUUUGGGGGCAAGCCAAAGAGAGUGUGUUUUGAGAGUGGGAUUUGGGGGCAAGCCAAAGAGAGUGUGUUUUGAGAGUGGGAUUUGGGGGCAAGCCAAAGAGAGUGUGUUUUGAGAGUGGGAUUUGGGGGCAAGCCAAAGAGAGUGUGUUUUGAGAGUGGGAUUUGGGACGCAAGCCAAAGAGAGUGUGUUUUGAGAGUGGGAUUUGGGACGCAAGCCAAAGAGAGUGUGUUUUCUUUCACGUGGUGUCUUAAUAUAUUUCUCUUGGUCGACCAUAGUUGCCUUGUGUUUACUAUUAAAAAAACGUACGUUUUAUUGAAAUGUAUUGUAAUUUAUAUCUCAACCCUAUUUUGACUCCUCUGACACAAGUCUGUAUAUAGAAGCACAGUUGUAUGUAGCACAGUAUAGGCCUAUCGACUUUACCUUAAUCCUGUAGAAAACCCCUGUAGAAAAUUGAUUAUCUGCACAUUUAGUAACAAUAUAUUACAUUAUAUGAAGAUUAUUUUAUUUUGAUCAUUUAAAUCUAGAAUCCUUAGUUGCUACAUCCAUUUUUGGACUUUUGGACAAAGGAAUGAUUCUUGAAGAAUAUAACUUGUAAAUGCCUCGUGAGUUUAGUUCAACUGUCGUACCCCAUCAGAACACAAUAUAUAAAGUGGUUUCACUCCAAUGUUUGUAAACAAAGUAGAUGUAAACAAAACACUGUAUAGUCUCAAAACAUGGUUGAAACUAUAAUGUUGAUAUGAUGGAUGGUCAGUCCUUGUAUCCGUACCGUAGCUCUGUCUAUCCGUUUGAGAGUGGUUACAUUUCUCCAGCCUCAUCCCUCAGCUGUUUACCAAAACAGAGACGGGGUGUCCCUUUGUUAUUGUUUCAAUGAAGGAUUCCAGAUGUAUCUAUAUCUACCUAUACAGCCUCCUUUUCCACUUGUACUGUUGUGUUUUAGCAGGGGUGAACUGAAUCACAGCUAUAUGAGUCUAAGCUGCUUUCUAGAAUGAUUACCAUGACAAUUAGAAUGGUUAGAAUAUUCUCCAUAGAACAUAGCACGAUUCUAAGAUUCUCAUUCUAAUUAUAUGGGGUUCUCAUCAUGGGUUGGAGGCUUUGUAUGGAGCUGUGUAUCUGGUGCAGUUUGUAAAGUUGAACGGUCCAUUUUGGUGAUUGAAACGCAGUGAAACUGUCAGAUGUUGUGUGUCUUAAAGCAUUGCAGUUGAUAUCAUGUAUCAUGUGAAAAUAAAAUAAAUUUUCUCUAUGACUACAGU
Messenger RNA from Oncorhynchus kisutch (coho salmon), 6788 nucleotides. RefSeq names its product potassium voltage-gated channel subfamily C member 1-like. The coding region runs from base 817 to 2670 and encodes 617 amino acids. Gene Ontology annotation, molecular function: delayed rectifier potassium channel activity; protein binding. Gene Ontology annotation, biological process: protein homooligomerization; action potential; potassium ion transmembrane transport. Gene Ontology annotation, cellular component: neuronal cell body membrane; voltage-gated potassium channel complex; axon terminus. The record is from RefSeq and is a predicted model, not a curated record. The transcript is spliced from 5 exons. NCBI's taxonomy places the organism in Eukaryota, Metazoa, Chordata, Actinopteri, Salmoniformes, Salmonidae.